GCGUCUCGGUCUCCCUCUUCUUCACGAUGAUACCUACGCCAGAUGCGUUGGGAUCGUUGUCUUUCUUUACCUCAGGGCUUCCCUCUCCCUCUACCGACAUUCAUUCAAUAUUGCACCCUUCUUUUAUCCUAUAAUUGCCACUCCUACUCUAUUACUUCCGCGACUUUGACCAAGACACAGUCAUUUGUCAUUUAUUUAAUGUACGCACACCCACAAUAUCUCUCUCUCAUGUAGUCCCACCGCCCUCUCUCUCUCUCACAGGGUACAAGUUUUUGAAGCAGUGAUUAAAAAAGCGGGAGUAAUUAAUUAUUUGUUGGGAAUCCAGUGGUGCAGUUUAGUCUCCACCAUGCCUAUUUGAUUCAGUCAGUUGCUUCCCCAGUGCAGUUGGUAUGCACAUGAUACGCCCCUCGCCCUCUGUACAAUUUGGAAAAUUCAGAGAGAGAGAGAGGGGCAAAUGGCAGCAGCUUCAUCAUCAUCUUCUUCACGAACACUGGAACAGACACCAACAUGGGCUUUUGCCUCUGUGUUCUUUGCCUUCAUCUCCAUUUCCUUGAUCAUGGAGCAUUGCAUCCAGCACCUAGGCCAUUGGCUAACGAGGCAUCGUAAGAAGGCCCUAAAUGAGGCUCUUGAGAAGCUCAAAUCAGAGCUCAUGCUCUUGGGCUUCAUAUCUCUCUUGUUAGGAGUGGCUCAGGGUACCCUUUCACGUAUUUGUAUACCCACCAGUAUUUCAGAUACCAUGCUUCCCUGCAAGAAAACCAAUAGCACCACCACCGCUCUCCCCCACGACGUCACUGGAAGGAGACUAUUACUCUCAUACCUCGGAGGAGGAGGAGACAUGAGCAGCUCCCACAGGCGAGAAUUGGCCGGAACAAUGGCCUACGACCACUGCGAAGCAAGAGGAAUGGUGUCUUUGGUGAGUCAAGAUGGUAUACAUCAUCUUCACAUAUUUAUCUUUGUCUUGGCCGUGAUUCAUGUAAUUUACAGCCUUGUAACAAUGGGACUUGGAAGAUUAAAGAUGCGACGGUGGAAAGCAUGGGAGAAGGAAACUCAGUCAACAUGGUAUCAAGCAUCAAAUGAUCCUGAACGUUUUCGAUACUUCAGACAAACAACAUUUGCAAGACGACACAUAAUUUCAUGGACUGAAACCACCAUUCACCUUUGGAUUAAAUGUUUCUUUAGGCAAUUUUAUAGCUCAGUUGCGAAGGUCGACUAUCUUACCCUGCGCCAUGGCUUUAUUUCAGCCCACUUGCCCAACACAAAUGGUGUAUUUAAUUUUCAAAAGUACAUAAAAAGAUCCCUCGAUGAUGAUUUCAAAGUAGUGGUGGGUAUCAGUCCAACCAUGUGGUUUUUGGUUGUGAUCUUCAUGCUUCUCAACGUACAUGGAUGGAACUUAUACUUUUGGUUGUCUAUUGUCCCACUUAUUUUGGUUUUGUACGUGGGAACUAAUCUGGAGGUGGUUGUUGUAAGAAUGGCCCUUCAACUCCAAGAAGAAAGUGUGUUUAUUAAAGGGACCCCACUUGUGCAACCUAACGAUAAUCUCUUCCCUUUUGGACGACCUCAAUUGGUUUUGCAUCUCAUUCAUUUCACUCUCUUUCAGAAUGCAUUUGAGAUGGCUUUUUUCAUUUGGACAUGUUACGAGUAUGGAGUGCGAUCAUGCUACCAUGAGAGGCUAGCAAUUAUCAUCAUAAGAGUUGUUAUAACGGUAAUUGUGCAAUUUAUGUGCAGCUACAUCACUCUCCCCCUUUAUGCUCUUGUAACACAGAUGGGAUCGCAGUAUAAGAAAUCCAUAUUCGAAGCGCAAACAGCAAACGCUCUUAUCCGAUGGCACAAGGGUGUUAGGCAGAAGAAGCAGCAACCAUCGUCACCUCAAAAUCCAUCAGUUACACCCCCAAUUGUUGGCUCCUCCCCUGAUAAAUUAUCUCUGGUUCUCGAAUCAAAGGCCUUGAAUAAUUUUGAAAAACCAUCACCUAUAUCUGUGACUAUGCCUCUGGGGCCAAUGCAAGACGAACACAAUUCAAAUAACACACCCUCCUCAUCAGAAAUUACCGACUUGCAUCCAGAAGUUCCAAUCCAAACUUUAGGUGUUGAUAAGCUCAAAAGAUGAGUCGAAUCAUCUUAUAAGAGUGUUAAUUCACUCACCAUAUUAAUCACCUUGACAUUGUAGACACAACACAAAUCCAUUUUGUUCCAUCGAGCUUGUUAUAAAUGUUGGCAACAUAUCACUUCAAGAUUACCAUCACCCCACUUCACAUGUUUUUAUUAUGCAAGUGUGUGGCUCAAGGUCAUAUUAAUUGGUUCAUGUACAAGGGACAUUCCUAAGGUGGUUAAAUGCAAUAUUAAGAAUAGACUCAAACACUAGGUGGUCAGGGUAGCGGGCCGCAAGAAUGUGACAUCUUGAGCUCCAUUCUUACGACCGGUAGGAGACUAUUCUAUGUUGAACUACCAAAAAAAAGAAAAUACAAGUACAAGAUACAAGCAUCCAGUCAAAACCCCAUAUAACUUGUGGCUCCAGUAAAGAAAUGUACCUUGAAUUGUUAAAUAGUGCUUGUGAAAAAACGAAAGGGGAAUUUCACAUUAGAAUGUAUCUUUAUAUAUGAAAGACGAUUUUAUGUUGCA
Messenger RNA from Amborella trichopoda, 2616 nucleotides. Its product is annotated as MLO-like protein 3. Gene Ontology annotation, biological process: defense response. The record is from RefSeq and is a predicted model, not a curated record. NCBI's taxonomy places the organism in Eukaryota, Viridiplantae, Streptophyta, Magnoliopsida, Amborellales, Amborellaceae. Gene Ontology annotation, cellular component: membrane.